AUGGGAACUUACUUGGGAAAUGGUGCAACUACUAACUUUCUAUUUGGGUUUUGGAAUCCCAAAGGAAUAUUGUGGGAUUGGUUAGCUGAUGAAUGCAUGUGUUCUAUUUGUCCUGAUAAGGAGAGUAGAGUUGCUGAUUUUAUGCAAGAUGGAAAGAUUGUACUUCCAAACUACUCCCAUGGGAUCCAAUGUGAGUGUGUGGAUCUUCUACAGAGGAUUGAGUAUGAUGUUAGAGAUGAAGACAAAACCAUUUGGAAGGGGAGUAAAACAGGGGAAUUCUCUAUGAAGGACACUUUCAAAGCUUUAUUUGGAGAAGUUGUUGAGGUUGGGUGGACUAGAAUGGUUUUGUUUAAGCAUAACAUUCCAAGACACUCUUUUAUCAGUUGGUUGGCUCGUCAUAGUAGAUUUAAAACUAAAGCAAAACUGAUGAGAUGGGGAAUUAUGGACAGUGCUGGCUGUGUGCUCUGUGAAAAUGGGAUUGAAGAUGAAGAACAUUUAUUCUUGAACUGCACUUUUUCCAGGGAUAUUUGGCAAGGACUUUUGAUUAAGAUGGGAGUGUGUAAAGAGUUAUCAAAUUCUUGGGAUAUUGAGCUCUUAUGGUGCCAGAAAAAUUUACUAGGUGAUGGAGCUGUUACUACUGAUAAAAAGCUAUGCUUGAAUAGCUUUAUUUAUCAUGUGUGGAUGGAGAGAAAUAACAAAAUUUUCUCCUCUAAGAAGAUGGUUGCUGCAGGUGGUGGUUUAAGUAGUGACGAAGCUGAUAAUGACAGCAAUGAAGAUGGUGGUGGCGGAGGCGAAGAUGGUGCUGGUGGUGAAACGAUGAAGAUGUGUCGGUUCUUCUAUUGGUUUUUCUCCGAGUGA
Messenger RNA from Papaver somniferum (opium poppy), 858 nucleotides. RefSeq lists its product as uncharacterized. Lineage: Eukaryota; Viridiplantae; Streptophyta; Magnoliopsida; Ranunculales; Papaveraceae. The record is from RefSeq and is a predicted model, not a curated record. The transcript is spliced from 2 exons. Bases 1 to 858 code for a protein of 285 amino acids.